This is a messenger RNA of Acipenser ruthenus (sterlet), 6423 nucleotides long. Its product is annotated as collagen alpha-1(XVIII) chain-like. Gene Ontology annotation, molecular function: protein binding. Bases 119 to 4534 code for a protein of 1471 amino acids. Lineage: Eukaryota; Metazoa; Chordata; Actinopteri; Acipenseriformes; Acipenseridae. The transcript has 42 exons. The record is from RefSeq and is a predicted model, not a curated record.
UAACUUUAAUGCAACUAAUCAGGUGUUGGGGUUUUCUAAUAAUUACUCUGUCUCAAUUGAAUCUGAUUUACUAACCACUACUAAAAGCCUAGAAUCUAUUGUAGAUACUGAUAAUGUCAUGCUACCGGUAUCCACCUGUUUCUUGCCCGGGGCAACUGAUUUGCCAUUUUGCACCAAUAUGGGCAUCGACAGCUUUGUUUUACCCAAUUAUCUGAAUCACAGCAGUGUGGCGCAAGUCCGAGCAGCUUUGCAUGAGUGGGCGUGGCUCUUGAAUUCUCACUGCCACGCCAGCUUGGAAAGGUUUUUCUGCUUGCUGUUGGUGCCCAGGUGUGAUUCGGCUCGUCUGGCACACUCUCUGCCCUGCCGCGGUUUCUGUGAGACGCUUCGGGACGCUUGCUGGACACUGCUUGAUGCGGGGCGUCUGCCAGUGUCAUGUGACUCUCUCCCCGAGAAGGAAAAUGAGUAUUCAUGCUUAUCUGUUAGUAACGAAAAAGAUGAUGUAGGUGUAUCCUUACUCCAGUUGAUAGGCGACCCGCCUCCGGAAGAGAUCACCAAAAUCUACGGUCCAGACAACAGCCCUGGCUAUGUAUUCGGCCCAGACGCCAACACAGGCCAGCUGGCUCGCGCUCACCUUCCCAGCCCCUUCUACCGGGACUUCUCGCUCCUCUUCCACCUGCAGCCGACCACCCCCAAGGCUGGCGUGAUCUUCUCUGUCACAGACCCCACACAGGCAUCCAUGUACGUGGGUGUAAAGCUGUCCGCCGUACAAGAGGGCAAGCAGAAGGUCCUCUUCUACUACACAGAGCCAGGAUCCCAGACCUCCUACCAGGCGGCAGCCUUCAAUGUUCCGUCUCUAGCCAACCGCUGGACGCGCUUCGCCAUCAGUGUGGAGGGUGAAGAGGUGUUCUUCUUCUUGGAUUGUGAGGAGUCUGAAGCAACCCGUUUCGAGCGUUCACCCGACGAGAUGGAGCUGGAAAGUGGCGCAGGGGUCUUUGUUGGUCAGGCUGGAGGAGCAGAUCCAGACCGAUUUGUGGGUGUUAUUGCUGAGCUCAGGGUAGUUGGAGACCCCAGAGCUGCUGAGAGACACUGUGAUGAAGAGGGAGAUGAUUCUGAUGCUGCCUCUGGUGAUUUUGGAAGCGGGUACGAGGAGAGACCUAAAAUUGAAACGGUGACACCUCCUGCCCAGAGACCAUUGAAACAGCCCCCAGUGACAGCGCCCUCUACGGGAAGGAAGGAGAAGCUCUCACCUCAAAUCACUGCUGAGACUGCGGGAAAGCAGAUAGUCGACUCUCAAACUCAUUCUGAAGUGAAAUCCCAGCCAGGUGUCCUUGGUCAAGCUGGACCUGUAGGCCCGGCCGGUCCCAAAGGAGAACGGGGGGAGAAAGGCGAUCAAGGUGGAAGAGGGCCCCAGGGCGCAAAAGGAGACAGCAUAGGGGCUGCAGGGGGCACUGCUGGCCCUCGUGGUGAGAAGGGAGAAAAUGGCAUGAAGGGAAGUGCUGGCUUUGGUUACCCCGGCAAGAAAGGAGACAAGGGUGACCCUGGCCCCCCUGGACCUCCUGGUCCCCCCGGCCCAGCCGCGGAGCGGUUGGAGCGUGGAGAUGGCAGUGCCGUGGAGCAGAUAGUGGGAGCCAGAGGACCCCCUGGACCAGCAGGCCCACCAGGACCCAAAGGAACAGACGGAGAGCCUGGUGACCCUGGUGAAGAUGGCAUUGCAGGUCCUGCUGGCCCUCCUGGCUUUCCUGGAACUCCAGGGGACCCUGGUCAAAAGGGCGAGAAGGGUGACACUGGUGAAGGCAAACCUGGACCAAGAGGACCCCCUGGCUUGCCAGGACCAGCGGCACCCCGCUCACAGACCUUUUUUGACAUGGAAGCUUCCGGAUUCCCUGAUCUGGAAAGCAUUCGGGGCCCCCAAGGGCUUCCUGGUAUUCCGGGCCCUCCUGGCCCUCCUGGCCCCCCUGCAGCCCCCAACCUGUCGUCUGGACACCCAGCUUCAAUUGGGCCACCUGGACCAAGAGGGAUUGAUGGGAAGGAUGGCAUUCCUGGUGUUCAAGGGCCCCCAGGCCCCCCAGGUCCUCCAGGAAAUAAUGGCCAACCAGGACUGGCUGGACCCAGAGGAGAAAAGGGUGAUCCAGGCGAUUUGGGACUUCCUGGAGCUGUUGGUGAAAAGGGUUCAAAGGGUGAUGUGGGUUCCCCUGGUAUUUCAGGGCAGACAGGAUUGGCUGGUCUUCCUGGACCAAUGGGACCGGUUGGACAGCCUGGCCCCCCUGGACCUCCAGGCCCAGGCUUCCCAGUGGGCUUUGAUGAUAUGGAAGGGUCAGCAUUCAGUUCAAUAAAUGGUCCAGGAGUCAGAGGGCCAGAUGGACGGCCGGGUGUUCCUGGUCCACCUGGUUUGCCAGGCAUACCGGGUAACAAUGGAUUGCCUGGACUUCCAGGAGCAAAGGGAGAAGCUGGGUCUCCAGGGUCCUCAGGGGUUGAUGGACAGCCAGGGUUAGAUGGAUUCCCCGGCCUGGAAGGACCAAAGGGUGACAAAGGGGACAGGGGCGAAAAAGGCGAGCAGGGUCGAGAUGGGGUUGGAAUUCCUGGUCGGCCCGGCCUACCUGGACCUCCUGGACAGAUCAUCUAUCAGCCAGGCAACCAUGAAGGCAACAUUGCUCCAGGCACAGAGGGAAUACAAGGCCCGCCUGGUAAAGCAGGUUUCCCAGGCCCCAGGGGGCCAAAGGGCGACAGAGGAGACUCGGGACCACCAGGAUAUGGAAUAAAGGGAGAAAAGGGAGAACCUGCUGCCAUUAUCGGCCCUGAUGGAAAUAUCCUGAGCAGUGCAUUUCUUGGGGGAGUUGGGGGAGAAAAGGGUGACCCAGGAAUCCCUGGACCAGUCGGCCCUGUGGGUCCUUAUGGUCGUCCUGGCCAGAAGGGUGAAAUUGGUUUACCUGGCAGGCCUGGUCGUCCUGGUAUUAAUGGAUUUAAAGGUGAAAAGGGGGAGCCAAGUGAUGUCAGUCACGGUUACGCUGGUCCCCCUGGUCCCCCCGGCCCCCCCGGCCCCCCUGGUCCUCCAGGACAAUUCACCGAACGCUAUAGGGGCUUCCCAGGCUACACAGGAGAGAAAGGAGAGCAAGGGCAGCCUGGCCUGCCUGGACAACCAGGUGGUCUCCCAGACUUUGAUAUUUAUGCAUUAAAGAGAGAGCUGAAGGGAGAACAAGGUGACAAGGGGCCACAGGGUGAGAAGGGAGAGCCAGGUGGUGGAUACUAUGAUCCUCGUUAUUCUGCACCUCAAGGCCCCCUUGGACAGCCGGGCAGCCCUGGACUGCCGGGUCCUAAGGGCGACUCUAUCCGAGGCCCUCCUGGUCCCCAGGGACCUCCAGGGACCCCAGGGGUCGGGUACGAUGGGCGUCCAGGACAACCAGGGCCGCCUGGCCCACCCGGACCUCCAUCACUGCCUGGAGCUUCCAGGCAGAGUAUCAGCAUUCCAGGCCCACCUGGACCCCAAGGCCCACCAGGCCCUCCUGGACACUCCUCAGGGCUUACCAUUUUGAGGACUUACCAAACCAUGAUCACCACAGCGCGAGGACUGCCAGAAGGAACUAUGGUCUUUGUCUUGGACAAGGCAGAUAUCUAUAUCCGAGUGCGGGAUGGAUUCCGUCAAGUUCUGCUUGGGGACUACACACCAUUCUUUGGAGGCGGUGUCCUUGAAAAUGAAGUGGCCGCAGUGCAGCCACCACCAGUAGUCCAUUUCUCCCAAGGCCAUUCCCCAAACAGCGGGGCUGGACACAUUUCCCAGAACGAACCCGUAAACAGGCAGCCAGUGCAACAACCACACCGGCCGCAUCCACCCCACCAGCCAGACCACGGCCAUGUUGUCUACCCCAGCACUCCGGAGCGACAGCCAGCAGGGAGGAACCCAGCGAGGCCAGAAUUCGGCAAUCCCAGUUAUCCCAGCCCCCCCCAGCGAAGACCCAGCCAGCCUGAGAAUACACAGCCUGCAGGUCAUGAACAUAGCACAGGCCCUGCUCUCCACCUGAUAGCCCUGAACGCUCCCCAGACUGGAGACAUGCGUGGAAUCCGUGGGGCAGACUUCCAGUGCUUCCAGCAAGCCCGAGCGGUGGGACUGACUGGCACUUUCCGUGCCUUCCUGUCUUCCAAACUCCAGGACCUCUACAGCAUCGUGCGGAGAGCUGACAGAGCCACAUUACCCAUCGUCAAUCUCAGGGAUGAGGUGCUGUUUGAUAACUGGGAGUCUCUGUUUGAUGGGUCGGAUGCUCAGGUGAAGCCCAAUGUUGCUGUCUACUCCUUUGAUGGGCGGGAUGUUCUCAGAGACAACACAUGGCACCAAAAGAUGGUCUGGCACGGGUCGAACAACAAGGGACAUCGGCUCACUGACAAUUACUGCGAGACGUGGAGGACUGGCGACCAGGCCGUGACAGGCUUUGCUUCCUCCAUUCAGGCCGGCAGGCUUCUCCAGCAGCGUCCUAGCAGCUGCACCAGCUCCCACAUCGUCCUGUGUAUUGAGAACAGCUACAUCUUGCAAUCCAAAAAAUAAAGGAACCCCAACAGCAAACCUGUUGCAGAUGAUAAUGUAUGGCUUUUUCCCCUACUGUAUUCAUUGAAUGCCAAAGAGCUGGGUUUUUAACAGAAAUGUGUUUACUCUCCUCCUGUAUGAGGCAUUGGCACAUAUUCCUAGGGGAAACACCAGAGAAGCAAAACUAAUUUUGGCAACUGGUAACUGUUUAUAUUGUUGUAUAUGAAAUGAUGUUGUGUGUCGUUUUUUUUUUGUUUCUUAAUGUCUUUUUGGUAUAUUUGUAACCAAUUUUAGCUAUAACAUCCAUUUUUUUCCCAUUUGAGGACUGUAGCAUAUUGAAGGUUUGUGCAACUUUCUGGUAUUUUUUAGAUACAAAAAAUAUAUAUUUAUUUUGAAAAAGUUGUAAUUCAUGAAACACAAAAAUAUGGAGAAUCUGAAAACCACUGAGAUUUUAAAUGAUGCAAUAUAAUUUUAUAAUGCACCUUUUCUAAAUAAAUAACUCAAUAUGCAACAGUCAUCAUCUUUCUAUACCACAACUUAAAAAUGUAAAAAAUGUAACUUAUGUUAACACGUUAAGUUUACACAUUAUUAGUGAAUGUGCAUUAAGAAAGAAUAGGUUCAGCGUGUUAAGAUUGUAGGGAGGAUGUGUUUUAAGGUUUUCCCUAAAAAGUUUGUAUAACCCUAACCCUUCAAUCUUUUUCGUACAAAAAACCCCCCAAAAAAACAAGAAACAAAUGUUGACAAAAAAGAAAAAGGUUACAGAAAGGUCAAGCUAAUACCACAUAACCCAGAAAGCAGCCAUUUGAAAGGGAUACAGUUAAUGAAAUAAUUCUACAAAUCUUACCUGUACAAGGCACUUCAUUCGACAUGUGGACCUUGUACAUUUAUAAGCAGUUUUGAAAGAACCAUGUUCUAGAAAGAGUGUACUUUGUCAAACGUAUUUAGUACCAUACUAGGUUAAAGAAAGGUAUUGGAUUAAAUUGGUCUAUGAGGUCAGUUAUGUAUGUAGCAAACCUACAUUCAAAGUACUACAAUACAGUGUUUUAGUAGGCCGCACAAUGAAUAUGUAACUAUUACUAUGCCUACCCUUCUAGGUUCCAGGCUUACUUUCAUGUAUUCUGUUGGCGUUUCACCUUCUACAUUUAAGACUAAAGCAGCUUGUUGGUUAAUGACAGGAACUAAGGCAUUUAAGAGGGGAGCAAAUGUUUGAUAUAGCAUGAGUUUCUUUCUUUCAAACCGGUACCACGGUACAUAGUGAAUGAAAUUGCUGAACCAUAAGAUUUGUCAUUAUUUCGUUAGCUAUAACCCAUUAAGUUGACCGUUUUACAGUAGUAAAAAAAAAAAAAAAAGAAAGAAGCCUGGUUAUAGAGUGAAUGUCAUGUAUUAGGGUGUAAUAAAAUGUUAUUAUGCAGAUGCAAAUGCUAACACAUGUUUAAAUAGUAAUUCAUACUGAGGAAGCAAGUUCUGACAAUAAUAAGAAGUAAUACAUGUAAUGGAAGGGAGGAUUUGUCGAUACUGUUAUUAUUAAUACCCAUUAAAUGGUAUGCUACAUAUAAUGAAUGUUUAACGGUACCAAUCAUAAACAUCACAUUUUACCAUACAUGGGGAUUCAAAAAGGUUUUUAAUCCCUUAUCAAUUUUAAAUCAGUGCUGAUUUGUUUUAAACUACUGUUGUGAUGAUCCAUUCAGAAAACUAGAAAUGUACGUUAUGAAGACACUUUGUAUUUUAUUUUUUUAACCUAUGUACUCCUUUUGUUAACUAUGACUGACUGCUGUAAUGUUAUCAAUAUUAUACUCUUGACUGAACCAGUAUAAACCUGUGGAUUUCUAAUCUGACUCUUGCUGUUUUGUAGCCUGUAUGUGCUGUAAACAAUUUGUCUUAAGCACUGAAUAAAGUCAAAUUGUCUUUUA